Molecule: messenger RNA, 2574 nt
Organism: Pediculus humanus corporis (human body louse)
Lineage: Eukaryota; Metazoa; Arthropoda; Insecta; Psocodea; Pediculidae
Product: ATP-dependent transporter, putative
Exons: 6
Coding region: 1-2574 (857 amino acids)
Molecular function (GO): ATP hydrolysis activity; ATP binding
Source: RefSeq, a predicted model, not a curated record
AUGACACGUGCUCAAAAGAAAAAAAAUGCCAAUGAUGAUUCUGACGAAUUCGAUAAAGGGAAAAGUAAAAGUAAUAAAAAUAAUAAAAAUACAGCAGAUUUUGAUGAUGACGAAGAUACUGGAAAGUCAAAGUCAAAAAAUAAAUCUGCAAAAGGAAAUAAUAAGUUAGGAGGAGGAGGAGGAGGAGAUGAAAAUGAAUCUGUGGGAAAAUCAAAAGGUAAAGGAAAAUCAAGUAAGUCCAACAAGCAAGACUUUUUGGACGAUAGUGAUGAUGAUGAUUUUGGAAAAGGUAAAUCUAAAGGGUCUAGGAGAAAGAGACAAGAAUUAGAUUUUGGCUUAAUUCCUGAUUCCAGUAGUUCUGGCAAAAAGGGUAAAGAACUUGAUGAUGUUGAAGAUUCUUUUCAAGAUUUAGGAAUAUCUUCUAAAAAAAAUAAGUCGAAUAAAAAACAAACGAAACCGAUAAAAGCUAGGAUUGAAUUAUUAGCCGAAUUAGAUAAUGAAGGCGAUGAAGAAGAUGAAAAUGACAGUGAAAAUGAAGAACUGGAGAAAAAAAAAGAAGUAAAAACUAAAAAUGAUGUUAAAUCUGAAAAGAAAGUUGAUAAAACAAAAGAUAAAAAGGUUAAAGAGAAAAAGGAGGAAAUUAAAAAUGAAAAGUACGAAGAAAUUGGAGAAGAAGAAACGAAUGGUGAUUUAAAUGAAGAAAUUAUUGAAAAUGAUAAUGAAGUUGCUGAAAAGGAACAGGAAGAUGAAGCAUCUAAAACUAAACCAAAAUCUGAGGUACCAGAAAAACUUAGUCAUAAGGAAAGAAAAAAAUUAAAAAAACAGCUGGAAUAUGAAAAACAAGUUGAGUUUAUGACUAGAAAAGGAGGACAAGGUCAUAGUGCAUUGGGUGAUAAUUUUACUGUGUCAAUUAGUGAAAAAACUCCUACUCAACUCUCAGCCUUUGAAAAUGCUGUCGACAUUAAAAUAGAAAACUUCAGUAUAUCUGCUAAAGGAAAAGACUUAUUUGUUAAUGCUAAUUUACUGAUUGCUAGUGGUAAAAGAUAUGGUUUGGUAGGACCAAAUGGACAUGGGAAAACAACUUUACUUAGACAUUUGUCUAGCAGGGUAUUUGCUAUACCACCAAACAUUGAUAUACUUUACUGUGAGCAAGAAGUUGUUGCCGAUGAUAAUUCAGCCAUAGCAACAGUUCUUAAAGCUGACACAAAGCGCACAGAACUGUUGGAAGAAUGUAAAAAAUUGGAAACUGAACAAGAGAAAGGAAAUGUUACAGAAGAAGUUCAAGACAGGCUCAAAGCUGUUUAUGAAGAAUUGAAAGCCAUUGGAGCUGAUUCUGCUGAACCGAGAGCCAGAAGAAUAUUGGCAGGUUUAGGUUUCACUAAAGCUAUGCAAGACAGAGCUACAAAAAAUUUUUCAGGAGGUUGGAGAAUGAGAGUAUCUUUAGCGAGAGCAUUGUUUUUAGAACCAACAUUACUGCUACUGGAUGAACCGACAAAUCAUUUAGAUUUAAAUGCAGUAAUUUGGCUUGACAAUUAUCUACAAGGAUGGAAAAAAACAUUGUUAGUCGUUUCUCACGAUCAGAGCUUUUUAGAUAAUGUUUGUAAUGAAAUUAUUCAUUUAGAUCAACAAAAGUUAUAUUAUUAUAAGGGUAAUUACAGUUUAUUUAAAAAAAUGUAUGUACAGAAAAGAAAAGAAAUGCUUAAAGCAUAUGAAAAGCAAGAAAAAAAAUUAAAAGAAUUAAAAGCUCAUGGUCAAUCUAAAAAAGCGGCAGAAAAGAAACAAAAAGAGUUGUUGACUAGAAAACAAGAGAAAAAUCGUAAAAUGCAAAAACAAGAGGAUGAAGGCCCUGUUGAACUUUUGCAGAAACCCAAGGAUUAUAUUGUUAAAUUUAGUUUUCCAGAUCCUCCCCCAUUGCAACCUCCAAUAUUGGGACUUUACAAUGUUACUUUUGCAUACGAAGGUCAGAAACCAUUAUUCGUUGAUACUGAUUUUGGUAUAGAUCUAUCAUCUAGAAUAGCAAUUGUAGGACCUAAUGGAGUAGGUAAAUCAACAUUUUUAAAAUUGUUAACUGGCGAAUUACAACCUCAAAGAGGAGAUGUAAGAAAAAAUCAUCGUUUGCAUUCAGGAGAGCAUUUGACAGCUGAAGAAAAUCCAUCAGAGUAUUUAAUGAGGUUAUUUGAUAUGCCUUACGAAAAAGCUAGAAAACAAUUGGGAACUUUUGGAUUGUCUAGCCAUGCGCACACGAUUAAAAUGAAAGAUUUAUCAGGAGGUCAAAAGGCUAGAGUUGCCCUUGCAGAACUUUGCUUGGCAGCUCCAGAUGUAAUCAUACUUGUAAAUAUUGAAUCCAUUGAUGCAUUAGCAGAUGCGAUAAAUGAAUUUAAGGGUGGAGUAUUGAUUGUUUCGCACGAUGAAAGACUCAUCAGGGAAACUGAAUGUGUUUUAUGGGUAAUCGAAGAUCAAACUAUUAGUGAAAUUGAUGGAGACUUUGAUGAUUAUAGAAAAGAUUUAUUGGAUAGUCUUGGAGAAGUCAUUAAUAAUCCCAGUAUUGCUGCAGCUGCAGCUGUUGAAUUGUAG